Molecule: messenger RNA, 2488 nt
Organism: Solea solea (common sole)
Lineage: Eukaryota; Metazoa; Chordata; Actinopteri; Pleuronectiformes; Soleidae
Product: potassium voltage-gated channel subfamily G member 4-like
Exons: 3
Coding region: 174-1775 (533 amino acids)
Biological process (GO): potassium ion transmembrane transport; protein homooligomerization
Cellular component (GO): voltage-gated potassium channel complex; membrane
Molecular function (GO): delayed rectifier potassium channel activity; protein binding
Source: RefSeq, a predicted model, not a curated record
GGAGGAGGGAAAAAAAAAUAUGCACAAGACAAACAAGAGAGAGUUAAAAAACUGAGGCAGCAAACCUGCACCUUUAAAGUUCCAUCAUCACCUCUGAGGAUCCUCCCACUUAACCUCCUGUCAGCUGGACUUACAGAAACCUUUGACACCAGGCUCCGCCUCCUGCAGCCAGCAUGCCAAUCAUCAGCAAUGCCAACCAUGACUUCAGCACAUACUCUGUCAGUAGCGAUGACAGCAGCCUCGACCGCUUCUUCACUGAGAUCCCGGAAACUGAGACCAUCAAGGGUGCUUACUUCCAGCGAGCCCAGCUUCUCCGUGACCCAAAGGCCUCAUAUGUGAUCGACCACACCCUACAGGUCCUCGUCAAUGUCGGGGGCAACCGCUACACCUUUCCCUGGAGCACCUUGGAGCAGUUCCCCCAGAGUCGACUGGGGCGCCUUCGCUUCUGCACAACUCCCGAGGAGAUUGCGCGACUCUGCGAUGACUACGACGAGACGUGCCAGGAGUUCUUCUUCGACCGAAACCCGACAGCCUUCAGGGUCAUCCUCAACUUCCUGGCUGCAGGCAAACUGCGCCUGCUUAGGGAACUGUGUGCCGUGUCACUACAUGACGAGCUUGCCUACUGGGGUGUGGACCCGGGUCAUAUGGAGCGGUGUUGCCGUCGCCGUAUGAUCACGCGCGUAGAGGACGUGACCGAGAGAGAGCGUAAGGAAGAGGAGUGGAGGCAGAAGAGGCUGAUGCUGAAGAAAAGCAGCACAGAGGCUGAGAGGGGCUACCGCAGACUGGUGGGGGUUCUGAGGGAAGUGGUGGAGAACCCUCACUCAGGUUUGGCUGGGAAGCUGUUCGCCUGCCUCUCUGUUACCAUGGUGCUGAUCACCGUCAUCAGUCUGUGCAUCAGCACCAUGCCAGAUCUCAGAGCUGAAGAGACCAGGGGCGAGUGCUCCCAAAAGUGUUACAGCAUGUUUGUGGUGGAGUCCAUAUGUGUGGCUUGGUUCACGUUGGAGUUCUUGCUGCGCUUUGUCAACGCCCAGAGCAAGUUGGCCUUCGUUCGAGAGCCUCUCAACGUCAUCGAUGCCAUCGCCAUCCUGCCGUACUACGUGUCCCUGGUCAUUGAUGUCAGAGAUCAGUCCCAGGAGGACGUCGUCUUGGGGGCCGGCAGAGGCUAUCUGGACAAACUGAGUCUGAUCCUGCGCUUGCUGCGGGCUCUGCGGAUCCUGUACGUGAUGCGGCUCGCUCGCCACUCCUUGGGCCUGCAGACGUUGGGGCUGACCAUGAAGCGCAGCAUAAGGGAGUUUGGUCUUCUUCUACUGUUUGUCUGCGUCGCUGUCACCCUCUUCUCACCUCUAGUCCACCUGGCGGAGAGUGAACUGGCGCCGUUUGCCGCCACGCACCCCCACCACAGUUUCAGCAGCAUCCCAGCCUCUUACUGGUGGGCCAUCAUCUCUAUGACCACAGUGGGCUACGGGGACAUGGUGCCGCGGAGCAUCCCCGGGCAGAUAGUGGCACUGACCAGCAUCCUGAGUGGCAUCCUUAUCAUGGCGUUUCCCGCCACCUCCAUCUUCCACACCUUCUCCCGCUCCUACCAGGAGCUGAAACAGGAGUACAAGCGACUGUGGAAGGAGGAGAGAGAUGAGGAUACAGCCGCGGAGUCGGAGCAGAGUUGGUCCAAGGUUAAUUUGUCACCGGAUGAGCUCACGUCUCUGUCCAAGGAGGAGAGUGACGUGCUGAUGUCAAACAAAAGUCAUCCGUCCACACUUCCAUCGACAGCUUUCUGACUGACCAGGAAGUGAGCAAGCACAUUUAUUCAGUGACACGUUAAAAUGACGACAUUCAUUUUAUUCUGUCCCUCUCAUAGACAUCUCCUUUAGGAAUAGUACCAAACAGUUCCUUUUCGGCACCCUUCCCUUUGGGGUCCCAGAGUAAAAUGGUAGGGUACAGUCUCUGGUUCCACCCACGACAGUCAGCUGAUUGGGCGACAGACAAGCGUCACUCCCCAGUCUGUUCUCAUACGAAGGUUGACCCACAAAACCAAGCAGGAAAAAAAGAGCCGCUGGUCGUCCUCCAUUGUUGUCCGUUGUGAUGUGUUCGAUGUUGUUGUUGUUGUUGUUGUUGUUGUUCAUUGUUGUUGUUGCACCGGUACGACGUCACACUGCGUAUCUCGCUGACACGGCCACAUCGGCAAAGUAAGCAAGCCUGACCCAUAACAUUCCGAACUAGAGCUGCAACUAACGAUUAUUUUCAUCAUCGAUUAAUCUGUCGAUUAUUUUCGCGAUUAAUCGAUUAAUCGUUUGGUGUUCAGAAUAUCAGAAAACCUUAAGAAAUCUAUUGCCGCUUUUCCACUACAUGGUCCCGGCACGAAUCAAUUCGCCUUGUCACGGCACUUCUUUUUUUUUUGCUUUUCCAUUAGCGAUAGUACCUGGUACGUGGUAGUUUUCUCAGUACCUGCUCUGGCAAGGUUCCAAGCGAGCCGAGCCGAUACUGUGUGUGA